AGGCGUUCCCUGGCCGCUUCCCGGCGCCCGCUUAAAGGUCCGGCACCCGGGAGGGGAGGCGUGGGCGUGGAGACCAGGAAGGAGCAUCGGGGCCAGCUGCCGGUGCAAGCCUCUUGCACAAGCGCCACAAGGACGUGGGCAGGCCAAGAACCUGCUGGUCGCUGCGUCACUUAAGGACGUACAAGCCCCUAGACCAGCGAAGGGACGGCGAACCCCAAACCUCAAGACCAGCGAAGGGACGGCGAACCCCGGACGCACCCUCCAGAGAUAAACGGCACUCAGCUGAGUUCCCAAGACCGAGAGGAGUUGGAGUGAUUAGAAAUUGAUUCACUUGUAAAGGUUUAGUGAAGUCAAAAUGUCUCAAAAAAUCCAUGGCGGUUCAGUGGUCGAGAUGCAAGGAGAUGAAAUGACACGAAUCAUUUGGGAGUUGAUUAAAGAAAAGCUCAUUUUUCCUUAUGUGGAACUGGACCUGCACAGCUAUGAUUUAGGCAUAGAGAAUCGUGAUGCCACCGAUGACCAGGUCACCAAGGAUGCCGCAGAAGCUAUAAAGAAGUACAACGUUGGCGUCAAGUGUGCCACCAUCACCCCCGAUGAGAAGAGGGUUGAGGAGUUCAAGUUGAAACAAAUGUGGAAGUCGCCCAAUGGCACCAUCCGAAAUAUUCUGGGUGGCACUGUCUUCAGGGAAGCUAUUAUCUGCAAAAACAUCCCCCGGCUCGUGAGCGGAUGGGUGAAACCCAUCAUCAUAGGUCGUCAUGCGUAUGGGGAUCAGUACAGAGCAACUGAUUUUGUUGUUCCCGGGCCUGGAAAAGUAGAGAUAACCUACACGCCAAGUGAUGGAUCCCAAAAAAAGACAUACGUGGUGCAUAACUUUGAAGAGGGUGGUGGUGUUGCCAUGGGGAUGUACAAUCAAGAUAAGUCAAUCAAAGAGUUUGCACACAGUUCUUUCCAGAUGGCUUUAUCCAAGAGUUGGCCUUUGUACCUGAGCACCAAAAACACUAUUCUGAAGAAAUAUGAUGGGCGUUUUAAAGACAUCUUUCAGGAGAUCUACGACAAGCAGUACAAAUCCCAGUUUGAGGCCCAGAAGAUCUGGUAUGAGCACAGGCUCAUCGAUGACAUGGUGGCCCAAGCCAUGAAGUCGGAGGGAGGCUUCAUCUGGGCCUGUAAAAACUACGAUGGCGACGUGCAGUCCGACUCCGUGGCCCAAGGUUAUGGCUCUCUCGGCAUGAUGACCAGCGUGCUGAUUUGUCCAGAUGGCAAGACGGUGGAAGCAGAGGCUGCCCACGGGACUGUGACACGUCACUACCGCAUGCACCAGAAGGGGCAGGAGACGUCUACCAAUCCCAUUGCUUCCAUUUUUGCCUGGACCAGAGGGUUAGCCCACAGAGCUAAGCUUGAUAACAACAAAGAGCUCGGCUUCUUCGCAAAGGCUUUGGAAGACGUCUGUGUUGAGACCAUCGAGGCUGGCUUCAUGACCAAGGACCUGGCUGCUUGUAUUAAAGGUUUACCCAACGUGCAGCGUUCUGACUACUUGAAUACAUUUGAGUUCAUGGACAAACUCGGAGAAAACCUGAAGAUAAAACUAGCUCAGGCCAAACUUUAAGGUUGUUCCUCGGCGUAGGAGGACAAGUGUUGUUUUUUUUUUUUGGUAACUAGGUCCACUGGUUUACAUUUUUCCGUAUAACACUCAAGGGAAGGGCAAAAUCAAUUUUGUAAUUUGUUUAGAAGUCAGAGUUUAUCUUUUCUAUAAGUUUACAGCCUUUUUCUUACACAUCCAGUUAUGCCACUUCAAGAAUGUGGCUGGGACUUUUUAAAUUUAAAAUUUAUUUUCUACUAAUAGCUUAGGAAUUACUUUAGCAUUGAUUCGUACCCCAUCACUUUUUCUCGUGUUCCGAAAUAAAUGACCAAAAUGAAGAGUGCUGGAAUUAAACGAGAGCCACAGUUUUGGUCCCUAAAAGUGUGUAAAGUGGAAAUUCUCUCCCUACCCCACUCUCCACGGCCUGGGCUCCGGGUGCUGUUGGUAUAACAGGUGUCCCAGCAUGUGAGGUCCAGCCGUACCUCAAACUUUCAAACUUGCGCAAGAAUUGUAACGAAGAGCGUGGGUGCAGCUAACGCGUGUUGAAGACAUAGCAGUCACUUGUGUAAAGAGCUCCAACGGAAUGUUUCGAAAUGUUGAAUGUUUUUGAGGCCGAUAGAGAGUUCAGAAUCCAGCAUAAAUACUCCCCGGGGGCUUGUCCUCUGUGCUUGUCUCCUCCUCCUGGCCUUCGGGGCCUACUCGUUAUGCUGCCCAGAACAGCGCCUUUUAUUCAAGUGCAAUAAUACGAGCUGCACCUUUUGGGGAUUUCUGGCCUUUUUUUAUUUCCUUUAUGUAAAUGUGAUUUUUCAGAAGUUGAUUGUAAACACUAUUCUAGUCUGUUCUUCCUCUGAACUGUUAAUUAAAAUUAAAUGCUAAUGACUAA
Eptesicus fuscus (big brown bat) is the source of this 2456-nucleotide messenger RNA. It is a transcript of the gene IDH1, whose product is annotated as isocitrate dehydrogenase (NADP(+)) 1. Gene Ontology annotation, cellular component: mitochondrion; cytosol; peroxisome. The record is from RefSeq and is a predicted model, not a curated record. Gene Ontology annotation, molecular function: isocitrate dehydrogenase (NADP+) activity; magnesium ion binding; NAD binding. Gene Ontology annotation, biological process: isocitrate metabolic process. Bases 356 to 1600 code for a protein of 414 amino acids. NCBI's taxonomy places the organism in Eukaryota, Metazoa, Chordata, Mammalia, Chiroptera, Vespertilionidae. The transcript has 10 exons.